Colletotrichum karsti is the source of this 603-nucleotide messenger RNA. RefSeq lists its product as uncharacterized. Gene Ontology annotation, biological process: proton transmembrane transport. The record is from RefSeq and is a predicted model, not a curated record. Bases 1 to 603 code for a protein of 200 amino acids. The transcript has 2 exons. Gene Ontology annotation, cellular component: plasma membrane. Gene Ontology annotation, molecular function: voltage-gated proton channel activity. NCBI's taxonomy places the organism in Eukaryota, Fungi, Ascomycota, Sordariomycetes, Glomerellales, Glomerellaceae.
AUGGCGACCGACACCGACGACGACGAGGCCAUCCGGCCUCUGCUCUGGAGCUUCAGCGGGUUCCGCGAGACGCACAGGCCGGCGCCCCUCAGGCGACACCUCACCGAGUCCCGCACCAGCCUCAAGGACGUCCUGGGGUCGCGGGCGAAGCAUUACGUCGUCCUCGCGCUGGUGUCGCUCGACGUCGCGACGCUGCUGGCCAACAUCUUCGUGGAGCUCGUCGCGUGCGACAUGAAGCGCGAGGACGAGCCCUGGGUGCGGACCACGCGGCAGGGCCUGACGACCGCCGGACUGGUCUUCAGCUGCCUGUUCAUGGCCGAGCUGAUUCUCUGCGUCGUCGCGUUUGGUCUGCGAUAUUUCUCCGACUGGUUUCACCUCCUUGACGGUACCGUCAUCGUGGCUUCUUUCAUUAUUGACGUCCUGUCACACGGCAUCGUCGAGGAGAUCGCAUCGCUUGUCAUCGUAUUCCGUUUGUUCAGGUUCGUCAAGGUGGUGGAGGAGAUGAGCAUGGGAGCGGCGGAGAGGAUGGAAGGCCUCGAGACGCAGCUGGAGGCUCUGAGGCGAGAGAACGGGGAGAUGAAGAGGCAACUCGCACGGCGGUAG